Messenger RNA from Komagataella phaffii GS115, 378 nucleotides. RefSeq lists its product as hypothetical. Bases 1 to 378 code for a protein of 125 amino acids. The record is from RefSeq and is a predicted model, not a curated record. The transcript has a single exon. NCBI's taxonomy places the organism in Eukaryota, Fungi, Ascomycota, Pichiomycetes, Pichiales, Pichiaceae.
AUGAUAACAGUAGGGAGAAAAAACUCUACAAAGUGGAUUCCUUGGGCAAGAGUCUCAUUGAAAGUAUCGGGUGUCAAAAGUUCUGGCAGCUGGAUGGAGUUGAUACUGAUGACAGUCGGCCCAUUCUCCACCCCCAUUACCGGAGCCCUCGGCUGGAUCGGCUGCUUUAGCAAAAGCUAUUGCCAAAAGACUGGCCACGAUAGAUUUUGCAACUUUCAUGGUGACUGUUGUCAGAAUGAAACGGUUUGUGCUAUGCUGUCCUUAUCAAGGGUUUGUAACUGUAGAACGGUAGUAAUCUACGGAAGGCAAAGCCAAUCGCGAACAGAUAGAUGUCUCGUGUCUAGUUUUUCGUGUCUGGUCCUGGUAUUGUGCAUAUGA